This is a messenger RNA of Hippoglossus stenolepis (Pacific halibut), 7757 nucleotides long. It is a transcript of the gene zyx, whose product is annotated as zyxin. The record is from RefSeq and is a predicted model, not a curated record. The transcript is spliced from 10 exons. Bases 3818 to 5701 code for a protein of 627 amino acids. Gene Ontology annotation, biological process: integrin-mediated signaling pathway; transforming growth factor beta receptor signaling pathway. Lineage: Eukaryota; Metazoa; Chordata; Actinopteri; Pleuronectiformes; Pleuronectidae.
AGCUUGACACGCAGUCCAUUUGGCUGAUGUUGUUACCAGUUUUGAGAUGCUGCCAUUUCAAUCAUUCAUUCACCAGCCACAGAACACUGGUGCUCAAUGCAUGUCCAGUGACCUGUAAGAUUGGACUCAAAAGGGUUGUUUGUCCCCGCAUUAGUGACCCCCAGCCCAGACACGCUUUCCCAGAAACUGUGUGCUAUUAGCAUCAGAACAAUAGAGAGUUUCAUAAACAACACACUCUUCACUGAUAUAAUGACUGGCCAGACAUGGAAGGAAAUACUGGAAGUACUGUCAGAAAUUCAGGGGGGGGUUUUCAGGUUAACAGAUAAGGAAGCUUUAGACAUUGAAAAAUCUUUUCCUUUCUUAUGUUUUUAUUCUUUUUUAAAAAAGUUAGCAGUUAUAACAAUAGCAAGCUUAUUACUUAUUCAGGAUCUUUACCAGCGUUUUUUAAAACAGGGACAUACUUUAAUGUUUGAAUCGUUGUGGCACAAAAUAUUACUAAAUUGAGAAUUUCUCUACCUGCAUUGCAUUUUUGGAAAAAAGGGUUGAACUAACAAUAUGUUGGUUCAAUUAGACACUAUGCUACAACAUUUCCCUAUACAACCCUUUAAAAGCAGCAGCACAGUAUAUAAGCUACAAUUUUGUUCCUCUAUGACCACAGGGCAGAAAAUUACUGUUGAGUGAAAUUGUUGUGUGGUAAAUUCCUCCUUAACAGCUACUGUAUCACAAAGUCUUGCGCCUUCAUGUGAAUUUGAUCAAGCCUGAGAUAAAAUACAAAGACAAUAGAAAGUGUGCCACAAAGACCCCAAGUCUUUUGUUUGCUCUUUUGAGCUGUUUAAUAGUACAUGUAUGACUUCAAAUGCUCCCUGCAACUCCCUGUUUGCAUGUCUUGAAGAAGUCUGAAUGUUUUCAGGGGGAGUUAUUCUCCAACCCACGUCACAAAGAACCGUAGCCCUGCUGGUUUUUAUAUCCUACAAGGCAGUUAGGUCUAUUACCUUCUCCCUCCAUCCCAUGUGUAACUCGGUCCCUGAUAAGAUGGAAUGAAAACCAACUGGGCUGUGGUGCCCAAACUCGUGCUGAGGACCAAUUUUCUAACCCUGUUAAAGCCCUGUGGAGUUUAUACAAAGUUCAAAAGCUGCAGAGUACAGUAUGUGAUGUUUGCUGGGGCCUACGUAAAGGCUACACGAUGACACACUCUCAAUCACAGCUGUAAAGUACAACCUAUUAAAUGCAGCCUCAAGUGACGUCAUUCAGUUAUACAAAAACACACACAAAAAACAGACAAAAAUGGUUGUUUCUGUUCAUGAGAUUGUGAGAGUAAGCCAGAACUUAAGACAAAAACUCAGGUCGUCAGUUAGGGAGCAAAAAAAUAACAAAGAGGAAAUGUAGAGAAAGAAGGGGGGGCUGAUUGGAGUGUAACUGAAACAGCGAAAAAGAUGAUGUCAUGGAGUUGUCGUGCCAAAUAUGUUCCUUUAGUCAAGGGUCUCUCUCCUCUCAAGGAUCAGGUUUCAAGAUAAAUUUGAAGUGGGCCUGUUGGGGCUGAGUGUGUAGCUGAUCUCACCGUUUUUUAAAAUCCCUCAGGUCCGUAUCAAGGAAACAGAUGGAACCUGACCACUAGUUAUUACAACUCUUGAAUAAUUGAGAGGACUGUUGCAUAUUGUCUCUUAGAGAUGAGGUAGCUGAAGUACUGUUAUGAAAAGACUAAAUCAAAGUCUGUAUCCCCCCUUGUCAAGCACUUCUUCUACAAAGCCAUUAUAGAUGUUUGGAGUACUCUGUUAAUAUUCAUACGUACGACACUCAUGUCAAGCCAAGAGCUUUAUCUCAACUGUUAGCAGUCAAUCUGUUUUUGUAUUAAGAGUCCACUUCAUUCAACAUGAAGUAGGUUGGAUAAAUGAGUAGCCAACUAUUCUCCACAAGACUGAAGCACACCUAUCUUUUCUCUUUUUGUUUUAGUUUGCCUUUCCACUGGAGCCUCAGCAUCUUACCCUACUUACUAAUGCAGAGACUUUCUGAAUUAUUAAAGUGGGACAAUGAUGUAAUUAUUAUCAGUAGGACAGUGAAGUGGAGCUACGGUUCUCUAGGUCAGUGUUUUUGUAUUGUACUUAAAGGAUAGUGACAAAGGCAUUAGAUCAUUUUAGGUCUUUAAGUCUUUAGUUAAACCUUUGUCUGUGAGGUUGUAAAUAUGUCACAAAAUAAUCUAUUUUGACUAGGAUUUGUGUAAAAUGUAUGAAAAUAUAUGGUCUUAUCUAAUUACAUAACAAAACAUAAAAACCUUUACAUACAAACUGUACAUCUAGCUGAUAGAAUGCAUAAUGUAAGUAAAGUAUUAUAAGGGGCUCAAUCAUGUCACUGUGUGCUGAAACUAUUGUCUAUCUUUGACACAUCUGUGACUCAUUAUGAGAUGUCUCAUGACGCAAAGCAAUAGCUGACACCUCUGUGUCAGUAAAGGGCAUCAUAGCAUCAACCUGGACAUAUAUGGUUAAAAUUACUCAACAUCAAACCAUCUUGCAUUGAAGGAAGCUGACUCAAAAAGCAGAUGCAGUGCUUUCUCAUCAUAGGAGUUAGUUCCUGAGCUCCUGAGAAACAUUCAGGAACUGUGAGGGUUGUGUUUGUCUUGUCAGAACUUGAAGUGUAGCCUGUGUGUCCCAACAAAGUGGAAUGAGGAUGAAACAUUCAGACUUGUCCUGGUUGGUUCCUUUUUUCUUUUUCUUUUUUUACAGAGAAAAGCCCCGUCUACCUAAUAAUUGUCUGACUUGAUCUCAUUUUCGAAAAGGUUGUUUUCAAAAUGCUAACUCAAUAACAUCUAAAUGGUGCAAUCCCUCUUCUGUGGCUGUUUGAAGGGGUGUAGUUGGGGACAUGGGAAUUUAGAGACCUUUUAGAGUUAUUUCAGCAUUUGCACCAUUUGAUAUUUGGUGUUAAUGUUUCACUCUUUAUGGGGAAAAGUUUACACAUCAACUCAAGUGCUGUGACCGAAUAUUAAAGCUAAGGAGAGCUUGUGUUGUUAAGAAAUCUGCAUCAAAACACAACUUUAAAUGCAGUUUUCUAGUCUGACUAGUUGCAGAACCAUCUUUUAGGAGGGAUUGGUGCAUACGGAGGCUUGAGUCCUCCGACAGCAGCCACGGGUUUGGUUCCUACCCAGCCCUUUGCUGCGAGUCUUCUCCAUUUUCUCUCUCUCUCUCCAUUUCAAACUUAAUGUCCACUGUUCAAUCAAUAAAAUAAAGGUGGAAAAUGCCUAUAAAAUACUUCUAGAAGGAUUGGUGUAGCUUUAGUAAAGCAAAAAAAACAUUUAAUGCAUUUAUUUGAGUAUAUUUGAAUUAUGCAUGACUGAGAAAAUGGUCUGUACCGUAAUUGUGAUGCUCAUGUAGGCCUCAGUGCUUUGUAACCCUCAUCAGGGAAACACAUGCAUAUUGUUUGUUUACUGGAAAAUGUGAUCUGUGAAACUCAUUCUGUUACGUGGUUGUAGCUGAAAGCGCGCAUGUUUCACAACCUAUUAAAGGCUGCUUAAAUUGUCCAAACACUGGUGCGUUAAUCGCUGCCACAGGUCUAAUCAGGUUGUUUUUUUUAGGCGUACGCAACUAUUUCAGUGCCUCAAGGAUCAAAUAGUUUGUUAAACAGCUGCAGAGGGCCAGUACAGAUGUGUGCGCACAUGUGUGUUUGUGUGUGUUAGUAGAGGAUGGACUGUGGAGUCGUGCUUUCAACUAAAGGUUAAGUUUGAAGGUCUAGUUGCCGCCAGGGAAAUAUGUGCCGAAAAGGAAUCUGGACACUGAAGUAGCGUCAACAUUUUUUUAAACCGUCAGCAUGGGCGAGAUAAAUACACAAAAUGGAGGACUCUAACAGCAGUAAGCCGUUAAUGGUGACGUCCUCUCUGAAUUUCAAAGUCACCACACCGUCCUUCUACAACCAGCCAAAGAAGUUCGCCUCGGUGGCACCGCCACGGCCAAAAAGCCUGACGCCUCCCUCAGCUCCAUCACCAACACCGAUAGGCACAGGUCUGAUUGGUCGUGUGGGAGAUGUGCCUGUGCCCCCCCCUACGCUCUGUGAUGACUUCCCACCCCCUCCUCCUCCUCCUCCUCCGCUGGAUGACGACAUGCCAGCACCUCCCCCUGAAUGCCACACCUUACCCACAGCCUCUGACGCCCCCCCUCCCGCCUUCCCCGCUCCACCUCCUGUAGCAGAAGACCUGCCCCUCCCGGCUCCCCCCGAGGAGAGCACCUGUCCGCCCACCUUCCCCUCUCCCCUCCUCCCCACCCCUCCACCUCUCCCCGCAUCCGGCGCCAGUAUUCCCAGUGCUGCCUUGAGCCCACAGAGAGUGAUGGGGAAACAGAGUAGCUUCGAUCAACAGCUCGACACUCUGACUGACCUGCUGUCUGAGAUGGAGAACAGGGGACCUUUUAACCCCAAGUUACCGAGCCAGUAUCCUUCUGCACCAGCCCCCAAGCCUUCAGCUCCGCCCCCGACUGCUCCCAAACCAGCGCUCUCCUUCCUCCCACCUCCUGAGAUGGGAGACCGCCCACCUCCAGCACCUUGGGCCGAAGAACUCAAAGCCAGAACGAACCGUCAAGCCAAUCACAACUCGGCCCCAAACUCCGCUGCUCAGUCCUUUUCCAAGGCCCCGGCGGUGGCGCCCAAGUCCAGUUUUGGAGGGAGACCGACCAAUUCGUCUGUCUCUCUGGCGCAAAAACUGAACCAGAAUCUGAACCAGAACCCCCCCAUCGUCAGUGUAGCACCAAAACCAUCUCCUCCCUAUGCCACCAGCUCUUUCCCUCCACCACCCGCAGCUCCCCCCGCACCUUUUACUCCACCAAAAAGCAUGGUGGCUGCACCAACAUCUCAUCACAUAAAGAGUUCUCCCUUUGCCAGUCAAGUCAAUGCGAACCAAAACCCUCCUGCUGCUGUGCCUCCCCCUCCUCAACCCAAGAUGAUGACAUCUCCACCCUCUUCCUUUAACCAACCAAUGAAAUCUCCCCCUGCAUCAACGCCAUCACCCCCCGGCCAAGUUGCUAUCCCAGGUGGAGGUGUUCCUCUCAACAUGAGAGAAGUGGAGGAGUUGGAGAGAAUGACCCAGGACUUUAUUAGAAACAUGGACAAACACGCACCUGUCAUCACCUCCGCUCCUACAGAGGUUUGUGGGAAAUGUGGCGAGGCCCUGUCCCGUACUCAACCAGCAGUGAGAGCCAUGGAUAAACUCUUCCACUCAAACUGCUUCUGUUGCAUGAGUUGUCAUCGCCCCCUGCAGGGCAUGCAGUUCUAUGACAGGGAUGGUUGUCCUCAGUGUGAGGAUUGCUACAUGGGUUCCCUGGCAGUGUGUUCCCGAUGUGGCGAGAGGAUCACAGACCGUGUGCUGAAGGCAGUGGGCCAGUCUUUCCACUCCCACUGUUUCCGCUGCAGCACCUGCUCCUGCGUACUUGAGGGUGCGCCCUUCAUCACCGACGACAACAACAACCCCUACUGUGUCCAGGAUUACCACAGGCGUUUCUCUCCUCUGUGUGUGAGCUGUAAUGAGCCCAUUAUUCCUGCCCCAGGCAGCGAGGAGACGGUCAGAGUGGUGGCUCUCGACAAGAACUUCCACCUCAAGUGUUACCGUUGUGAGGACUGUAAUCGUCCCCUCUCCAUAGAAGCAGAUGAAAAUGGCUGCUACCCAUUGGAUGGUAAAAUCCUGUGUAUGAAGUGCCACACCCAGCGAGCCAAGCAAGCUGCCCAGUGAUCGUGUCAAACAAUGAACCAAAUCCAAAAGCACAGGAUUCACUCAGCUACCGAUUUGCCUUUGCAACAGGGCUCUGUUCAGUAUGUGUUUGCAGGUGUGAAUGUGAAUGUGCUGAGUGAAAGUGUUUGCAUGCCGAUACAGUGUAGUAUUCCCUAGUCGCUGUUCACUUCAGUGCAGAAGUAAUGUACUGCAUUGAGUCAUCGUUUAUUCCCCAUCUCUAACUCAUCUAUCUCUCAUUUAGCCUUUGUUGUGAGCAAGAGCAAAUUUUUUGUACCAAUCCCAAGUUUACUCUCAAAAUUUCCAGCAUAACUUGCACAAGAACAGUUUGGUCAAAAAGAGCAGUGCGAUGAAAAUAUAAAGUUGCCUUUCUUUGUUUUUCUGGCCUCAGCAUUGUUGGUAGCACCAUUAACUGAGAUAUUUCCAUCUUAAGACUUUCACUGGCUGGUCUGUUUCCCUGUGAACGUGGUAACUACACUGAUGUUACUAAAACAGAUUGUUACCAUAGGGUGAGGUGUAUUCAGAACCUCCAUUCAACCAUUCCACAGUUAUUACCACUCUGGCUCUGUUGAUAGAGCACAUCUUUAACACUUUAGCAGUGGCUGUGCCUGCAAGCAUGGUUAAUGAUGCUUCCCUAGAAACUGCUUUCUAUCUACUCCGAUAACUUUGUAAAGUUUUCUAGGGCUAAAUGUUGACUGCAAAAAACAGAUGAAAACAGUGAAUGUUGUUCUUUGUGAUAAGAAUCUGUUCUUCUACAGGCAUGCAUUCAAUUAUGUCUUGUUGCUUUCUUUACUUAAUCAUAUCAGGCCAAGGUUAGAACAAAAAAAAGAUCAAAAAAAUUGUUCAGCGCUGAUUCAACAGUGUUAAGUAUUUUAGAUGCAUGCUUUUUAGAUGCACAAAUGAACAAACAGACGAGCACAGAUUCGCCACGCACGGAUUCCAUUCCAGGGAUCUCCUAAUUUAAAAACAGUGUCGUUAAAACUAUCAGCUGCAUGGCUGAAAACAGGACCUAUUAUGUGAUUAUUGUUGCACAGUUUCAUAGCGAAAUAAAAGUGUUUUUUUAGUGUCAGUUUGACUCUGAAGCCCCUGCACAAGAUAGAAUUUAAGUAGACCCCAUUGAAAAACAUAAUAACAUAGUUUUUUGCAAAUAAUAUUAUUUAAGGACCUUUUUUCUAUUAUAUAUUAAGAUUACACGUGUGCCAGUGCAAAAAAGAACCUGUUGUAACAACAGGAAAUGGAUCAGUAGAGGUGGUAGCUUCGAGCUUCAGGUAACACUUGUUAAAACAUAGUGACCAAAUAUCUCGCAGCUGUUUGCAAGAUUGGGGUUUUCUAAAACAAUUCCAUUCAAUGUUUUUUGUAUUUGAGCCCAGUUUUAUUUUUGGUCUGGAUUUAUUCUGAUGAUUCAGUAAAUACCACUAUUCUUUCCACUAUUCCUACUUCAGUCUGCUCAUGACAGUUAUAUACUAUUUUAUUCUUAAUUCUUAUGUUACUGUACUGUAUUUCAUUGAUAAACGCCUACAAAUGAUAUGUUUUCUUUUUAAGCUGGCGAUGUUCCUCCACUCUCUCUCUCGUGUGUAUUCCGUCGUUCCUCUAGAAUUGAGCCGGAUUUGCCGCCACAGAAGUGAACUCCUGAAUCAGAAAACUGUUGUAACCCGUGCUUUGCAUUGAGCCUGGUGCAUUAUAACAGAACGACUAACAGAACACAGCAAUAGUGAUUCAGCAUUGCAUGCUAACUGUGUAGGUGGUGGGGGCAUUUCCUCUAGUAUUAUGUCUUUUGUUUGCACAAACUCCUCCACCUCUGUGGCCCAUGCCUUUGACAUCACCAUGUGAUUUUACACACAUGAUGAUGCCUUCACGGUUGCAUUUAUCUGCCGUUUUAUUGUGUUAUGUCCUAUUGUACUACAUUCGGAUGCCUUGUCUUUUCAUAUACCUUUUUUAUAAAUUCCUGUUUAAUAUGUGUGAAUGUGUAUAUGUUCAAAAAAAAAAACAUUUAGCCCCACCCCUCCCUCCUGUGGCUGUAUCAAAAGAUAAACAAAGUGAAUAAAAUGCUAAAUACCAA